CAAUCAAAUAUUGAAUCAAACUGUUUCCAUAUAACAAUUUUCUUUCUUCUUUUUCUCGGCAAAACCUUUCCUGGAAACUAGCUUCUUCAUCAACCAUGACAGGCCCAAGUACUGAUGCAGAAAAGCACUCUGUAAGGUUUGUUCAUGCAAGUUCGGAAUCAAGCAGGCUUCUUUCUUCGGCAAGCAAACGGAACUCUAUAGAAUUUGACUUCAAUGUUCGACCAAGCUCCUCAACCGGCAAUGGUUCCCUUCCCUCUCCGUACUCUAAAUCCUAUGAUUAUGAGCUUGUCAUCACAGAUAAAACAUACUACAAACGCUUUCUCUAUAUUUCAUUGACUGUAGCUUUUGUUAUCCUAGCAAUUGGUCUGCUACCGCACUUUUUACCUCACAAGAAUAAUCAACAUGGACCAUCAAAGAAUCUCACUCUUGCAGUUAACCAAGCUAUAACAUUCUUUGAUGCACAAAAGUCUGGGAAUUAUCCUAGUAAUAGUCCAAUAAGAUUUCGAGGACGUUCAGGAUUGCAAGAUGGGAAUUUAAGCAAUACGCCAGCUGAUCUUGUGGGUGGAUUUUAUGAUUCUGGAAACAACAUUAAGUUUACUUUCCCUACAGCUUAUACCAUCACCCUGUUGAGUUGGUCGGUGAUCGAAUACCAUCAAAAAUAUGCAGAUAUAGGUGAGCUUGGGCAUAUAAAAGAUGUUAUCAAAUGGGGCAGUGACUACUUGCUCAAGGUCUUUAUUGCUCCAAAUGCAACUUCUGAUCCCACCAUCUUGUAUUCACAGGUUGGAAGUGCUGGUAAUGACAGUCAAAAUUCAGUCCCUAAUGACAUAAAUUGCUGGCAAAGGCCCGAAGAAAUGAGCUAUAAGAGGCCUGUUUCAGUUUGUGAUGCGACAGCUUCUGAUUUAGCAGGGGAAAUUGUUGCAGCACUAGCGGCUGCUUCAAUAGUAUUCAAAGAAGAGAAUGAAUACUCGCAAGGAUUAAUUAAAGCAGCGAAGAAGUUAUAUGAGAUUACAGAAAAGGAAGACCAGAUUCACAAAGCUGCAACUUACACCACUAUUGAUGCUUGUGGAGGUGAAGCAAGAAAGUUUUAUAACUCAUCCGGGUACAAAGAUGAGUUGGUCUGGGGAGAAACUUGGUUGUUCUUUGCCACUGGGAACUAUACUUAUCUCGACUAUGCCACCACAAACUUUGCUUCAGCAGCUAACAAUGAAACAAUAGAUGACAAAGGGAUCUUCUAUUGGAAUAAUAAGCUCACUGCCAAUACGGUUUUGUUAACAAGACUUCGUUUCUUUCGUGAUCUUGGAUUUCCCUAUGAAGAAGCGUUGGGAAUAUCGUCCAACAUGACUGAUCAUAUUAUGUGUUCUUAUCUUUCAGAACAAAACUUCUAUAGAACACCAGGUGGAUUGAUCCUCUUAAGGCCUGAUUAUAGCGGACCACUCCAGUUUGCAGCAACAGCAUCUUUCUUGAGUAAAUUAUACAAUGAUUACCUUACUCUUCUUCAUAGAUCUGGUUGGAAUUGCACCAAUGAUGCUUUUUCUUUGGAAAUGUUACAGAGCUUUUCCACUUCUCAGGUGAAUUACAUUUUAGGAGAUAACCCCAGGAAGAUGAGUUACAUGGUUGGCUUUGGAGAUCACUAUCCAACACAAGUUCACCACAGGAGUGCAUCAAUUCCUUGGGAUGGUCAAUAUUACUCUUGUGAUGAAGGUGAUAGAUGGCUACACUCUCAGGAUCGAAAUCCAAAUAUACUUUUGGGAGCAAUGGUAGCUGGACCAGAUCAAUUUGAUGAUUUCUCUGAUGAAAGGGACAAGCCAUGGUUCACAGAACCAAGCAUAGCAAGCAAUGCUGGUUUGGUUGCAGCGCUCAUCGCACAUCUUGACCCUCCUCGCAUUUCUGCUGCUUCUAAAGGCCCUAAUUUGGGCCUCGACCUGAUGGGAAUCUUUGAAAAAGUUCAUUUGGAUUCUUAA
Messenger RNA from Durio zibethinus, 1961 nucleotides. NCBI's taxonomy places the organism in Eukaryota, Viridiplantae, Streptophyta, Magnoliopsida, Malvales, Malvaceae. The record is from RefSeq and is a predicted model, not a curated record.